AUGGACGAAAGACAUAAUUCUAAUCUAAAAGCACUCCAAGCCGAAGUCGAAUUUCACAGACAAAAUCAAACACUAGUAGAUCAAGAAAUAAAAAAUUUAAUCGCCGAUAAUCAAAAGUUAUCCCAACAAGUGGGAGUGUUAUUGAAAGAGAAGCUGCAAUUUGCACAACAAUCUUUGGACAAUGAUCAGAGGGAAGAACUAGAGGAAUUAAAGAAACAAGUCAAUUUACUUACCAAGGAACGAGAUUCUUUACAUGUUCUUUGGCAGACAUCUCAGAAGACCAUCGAUGCUUUGGAUGUUGAACUGAAAGCGUAUCAAAACUAUGAUGACGGUCAUGGAAAACAGAAUUCAAACGACAAAAGAGAUUUGGAAUAUAAACUUGACACAGCGCUAUCAGAUUACGUAGAAUUGGAGACGAAAUACAAAAAAAUACACUCAGAACUAAAUCACGUAGAAAAGGAAUUAAAAGAUAAAGAAAAAGAUAUAAUACACUAUAAAGAAAAAUGUAAUGCACUAGAAAUAGAAGUGGAUAAUUUAAAGAAAUCUUUAGAUGAAUAUAAAAUAAGUUUAACAACUGAGAGAAAGAGUAGGGACGAUAUCAAAGAACAAUUACUUUUGAGUCAAAAAGAAUGUGUUGAUAAAAUCAAAAAAGAGGCAGAGGCUAAAACUAAGGUUGCAGAAGCCUUACAACUGUUUGAUGUAGUGACAACCCAAAAGAAUGAAGCAUAUAAAAAAAUCGCCGAAAUCACAGAAGAACUAAAUAGUCUUAAACAGACUAUAUGUCACAUAGAAAGAAAGGCAGAAGCAAAUUAUAGAAAGGAAUUAGAUGAAUUAAAACAAAAUUAUAAUGAAAAAGUGUCAGACAUGCUGCAACAUAUAAGGAAUUUGGACGCAGAGCUAGUUGAAAAGGGACUUUUGUUAAACAAAACAAUGAGGGAAAAUAAAGUGUUGCAAACUAGUAAUGAAAAUUAUAUGAAACAACAACAAAAUGAUAUGAGCUCAGUAGAUCCAAAACUCGCUCUGGCUGAACAGAGAUUGGAGGCAAUGUUUCAGGAACUGGUGUGUUCGGAGAGACGUAAUAUACAGGUUGUGUGUGAGAAACAAUGUCUCGUGUUAGAUAUACAGAGAAUACAGGAUGUUCACACUAGGGAGAGGAAACGAUGGGAAUGGGAGGAAAAUCUGAUGAAAACACAGAUAGAGGAACUUAAGCUCCAAGUAGAUCAUCUUCAAAAAUCAUUGAACGAAUCACAUGAAAUGAUAACGAAGCUGCAGUCUAUGUUAUCUUCGAGGACUGAGUUGAAUCAAAAAAUGGUUUCAACUAAAGAGGAAGAGCUAAUGGAAUUGAACAAACACCUGGAAAACCAAAUGGAACUCAAUAAGAAGUGGAAAGAAUCAUACAUAGAUAUGACGGAGAAAUUAAAACAGAGAUUGUGUUCACUACAACGGGAAAACAAAGAAUUGAAGUUACAAUUGAAUAUACCACAAAUUAGCUCUCCCAGUAUGAGUGACGGAAGUUGA
Molecule: messenger RNA, 1518 nt
Organism: Danaus chrysippus (African queen)
Lineage: Eukaryota; Metazoa; Arthropoda; Insecta; Lepidoptera; Nymphalidae
Source: the annotation of a GenBank genome assembly